Messenger RNA from Metopolophium dirhodum (rose-grain aphid), 1656 nucleotides. Its product is annotated as serine/threonine-protein phosphatase 2A activator-like. Lineage: Eukaryota; Metazoa; Arthropoda; Insecta; Hemiptera; Aphididae. The coding region runs from base 262 to 1266 and encodes 334 amino acids. Gene Ontology annotation, molecular function: peptidyl-prolyl cis-trans isomerase activity; protein tyrosine phosphatase activator activity. The record is from RefSeq and is a predicted model, not a curated record. Gene Ontology annotation, cellular component: nucleus; protein phosphatase type 2A complex; cytoplasm. The transcript is spliced from 6 exons. Gene Ontology annotation, biological process: mitotic spindle organization.
UUGUACUGACUACUAAACUAAGUAAUAAUAACAAAGCCAGCACUGUACGUACCUAAAUAGUAAAUAUCCAUAUUAUUCUAAAUUAGUAAAAAUGCUUAUUAGUCAUUACUUAAUACUUGUUAGUUAUUAGCAUGAUAAAUUCAAUUAAAUUGCUCGAACAGAAAUCAUAUACCGCCGUGCAACUCGACUACAAGAGUAACGUGACUAUUGACUACUACAAUCCUCUCAGAACGCGAAUUUCGUCUUUAAAUUUGCGGCAAUAUGGAGGAGUUCAAGACAAGAGUGAAAAACGAAAGCGAUAUGGAUGCAUGGGAAUCAUCUGAAGCAUACGACGAUUAUAUUGGAUUCAUAACAGCCAUGAACAAAUCCGUGUAUGCCAUACCAUCAAACAAAACUUUGACGCUGUCAAAUGAGAUUUCACAGCUAUUAAAUGUAUUAAACACAAUUGAUGAUUGGAUUACAGAAGUGGAACCAUUGAAAGAGAGCUGUAGGUUUGGAAAUAAAGCUUUUUCUACAUUUUACAAUUUAUUAAAAACGAGAUUGCCCGAAAUAUUGUCAAAAGAAUUGUCGUCAGUCGACCAACAAAACAUUAUUGAGCUAACCGCUUAUAUUGUUGACAGCUUUGGUAAUCCAACUCGUAUCGAUUAUGGCACUGGACACGAAAUGUCAUUUUGUAUGUUCUUGUGUGGCUUAUACAAAGUAGACGUAUUGAAACAAAGUGACAGUAAAGCUACAGUCAACGUGCUAUUUUCAAGAUAUUUAGAAAUAGUUCGUAGACUUCAACUAAGAUAUCAAAUGGAACCAGCUGGAAGCCAUGGUGCUUGGAGUUUAGAUGACUACCAGUUUGUACCUUUUGUUUGGGGUAGCGCACAACUAAUCGAAAACCCAGAUUUUAAUCCAAAUUUGUUUGUUGAUGAAAAAUGUGUACAACAGUUUAAAUCAAAGUAUAUGUUCCUUGGAUGUAUUGAUUUCAUUAUGCAAGUAAAAAAAGGAUUGUUUCAUGAACAUUCUAACCAACUUUGGAAUAUAAGUGGUGUUCAAAGUUGGAAUAAAAUCAAUGAAGGUCUAAUUAAAAUGUAUAAAAAAGAGGUACUGGGGAAAUUCCCAAUCAUUCAACAUGUACCUUUUGGAAAUUUAUUUAAUUUUAAACAAUGUAUAAAAAAAAAACCCUUUGCUACACCAUCAGUGAUGAAAACUCCUGCACUGUCAUUAUUGGAAAAACUAAAGAAAACCGACCAAUCAGUACCAAAUAUAGUAAAUAAGUAAAUUAUUGUCACAUUUGUAAACUUAUACAAAUGUGAAUAUACUUAAUGUGAAUUAAUUAUCAGCUACAUCUUAAGUUUUCUACUUUAUACUAAAAUCAUUUAAUAUUACCAAUGCAAUGAGUCCAAUAAAAUCGCCAACAUAAUAUGAAGACAAUGUCUAACUAUCACUGAUGGCCACUGCUGAAUGUCAUGAAUAUUCAUUGAUCUCUACAUUGAAUUAUUUAUCGUUGAUGAAUAAUGAUAACAUAUUAUUCACUAUUAUAAAUUAAUACUAAUUAUGAACCUUACAUAAUAUAUAAUUAAUUUUCUUGAUUUCAAUUUGUAUUUGUCCUAGGUUGUCCUUUUAAGUUUAAUUUGUAUAAUAAGAUUAAAAUAUGUAAUGUUUUAGUUA